This is a messenger RNA of Medioppia subpectinata, 2688 nucleotides long. Lineage: Eukaryota; Metazoa; Arthropoda; Arachnida; Sarcoptiformes; Oppiidae. The record is from the annotation of a GenBank genome assembly.
AUGUCUAAGACAUUAACCAAUAAUGAGAUGGAAGUGUUGGAUGUGUUGCGCGAAGACAACCAAAGACUGGUUAAAGAAUUGUCAUUUAAGAGACAAUUAUCUGAUUGAGUGAAUGCAAUGAAGUUUUGGCAACUAUUAAGACGCAAAUUACCGCAACUGAUCUCCAGCGUCGACACGAAGACACACCGGAGACCACUGCUGUCCUGCGAUAUGAAUGCCAACACAACUGGUGGUCAUGUGAUGGCCACCGAUGCUAUCAAAACCAAUAGCGAUAUCAUUGAAUCCAAUGUCUUCAUUGACUCGAGUGUUAAACCCAACACUUAUCCAAUAGUUUCCGCAAAUAUGACACAAGAGAUGGACAAACCGUUGACAACAUCGCAAGAGACCAGUCAUAUAAUCGACGGCACGGACUCUAAUGACACGGCAGUCAAUGCGUCAACCGUUCAAUUAAUGGGCGGGACUUUUGCCGACCAGCCGUUGACUUCCGACUCUCGAUCCACGGCUUGCGAGACAGACAACGGAUCGUACGUGAGUCCGGUCGAGCGUAUGACCGAUUUGGUGGACAAUAUUGGCAGCAAAUAUUGCCGACGGCUUAAUUUGCCAGCAGUGGCCAAAGAAAUUUAUCAGUGUUUGCACACCGGCUGUGACCGUUGGUUCGCAUCGAGACAUUAUCUUCAUAAACACACGGCUAGUGCUCACCCGCAGUGUCCGCCCCAGAGUCGGACCGAUUUGGGCGAACAUAUUGGAGCCGAAGUUCACUGCAUGAGUGCACCGAUGCUGCGUUCGUGCGGCCAUAGCGUUGGGAUCAAUUGCCAGUGUCUGUCAUCACCACCACAACAGACAUUCAGUCUUCCAGUACGCGAAGCAACGCCGGUGUCAGUACGAGUUGAGCGGAAUAGGGGGUCAGACACUGACCAACGGCUAGCAGCCGACCGGUUGCCAGUGUAUGUUUGCCAUGAGCCCGGAUGUGACUAUAAAACCAAUGGUAAGCAUGGGUUAGUCAUCCACAGCCAUGGCGUACCCGAAGCCAAAUCACACAAUAAGAUAAUCCGCGCUAAGACAUGGACACCGGAAAUAGGUUUAAAAAUACACAACGAUUUGCGUCACACGAGGACACGGAAUGGUCAGCUCAAGAGGUAUAGAUGUCUUAACGUGGACUGUAGGCGUCGGUUCGUAUCGCUGGACAAACUACACGACCACGCGGUCAGUGUUCACCAGCAGCGGCGGUAUCGGUACCCUUACGACAGGUGCGGCCGAUCGUACGCCACCACAGAUGGCCUAAGGGUUCACACAGUUGUCUGUCACCCAAAGCCCAGCGCCCGUACUAUUGGUAGCGAUUUGUUAGACACGGACUUCGGUCGUCACAACACCGCCAACAGUGGCCGCCAUUUAUCACACGAUAAGAUCAUCGGCGCGAAGACGAGGUCACCCGAAGGGUGUCUGUCGCCCAGCGAUAUGUGUGGCCAACAGUUGGCCACCUAUUACAACGACGACAGCGACGAUACCAUUGAACCCAAUCCCGUCAUUGACUUGAAUCCCACUGAAAGUGGUAAACAAAACACAAUAGUUUCCGCAGACAAUGGCCUCGAAGUCCUGCCAUUGAUCGGUGACGACGGGACACAAGCGGCGGAUAAUCAGUUUAAAACUAAACAAGAGAUCAUUGAUAUACUGGACGACAGCGACAGCGAAGACACGGCCGCAACACCAGUCACUCAAUCGCUGCCCACAACAGCAAUCACUCCAAUGGUUCCAACGGCUAAUGUCCACCACUACGGGAGUGCGGCCGCUGUCACUGUUAAUCAAACGGCUGAUAUUUGUCUAUCAAACUCGUUAAUAACUCAGCUGUUGAACAAACCCACUCGUAAUUCAUUGGACACAAACGGCACAUCUCAAGCCACGGCACCGGCAACUGAUCCCGAAGUCUAUCUGUGUCUCGAAUGCCGCAAAACAUUUACCACAAAACAUGGUUUACAGACACACAACGGUAUGUUUCACCGGAAACCUGUGGAUCAGUUGCACGCGUCCGGUGAUCAACAGUCGGCGGCUCCGGUGAGUCCGGUCGAGGGCUGCGGUCAGCGAUUUAUGUUUGGCAGCGAAAUCAAGUCUCAUAUGGCGUACCGACACUCGUCUGACCGGCCGUUUGCGUGCGGUUACCCCACCUGUGGCUACACGUGUAAAACCAAAGCAAUGUUACGCAGCCAUAAAGUCCGUCACACCGAGCGUGGCCUCGACUACCGGUGCUCGUGGCCGGGCUGUGACCGCGCGUAUCAAUCCAAAAGUAGUUUGCGCGGCCACUUUAAAAUGACUCACGCGGCCGACCAGUUGCCGGUGUAUGCGUGCCAUUGGCCCGGAUGUGACUUUAAGACCAAAGAUAAGAAAACGUUAAAAGUGCACCAAUUGGUCCACAGCUCGGACAGGCCCUACGCGUGCGAAUGGCCCGGUUGUGACUAUAGGGGCAAAUGCAAAAGAACGAUUAGACAGCAUUUGAUAACCCACAGCACCGACCGGUCACUGGCCUGUGAUUGGCCCGAAUGCGGCAAAACGUUUAAACGAACGCAACUCCUUAAAGAACACCAAUUGGUUCACUCGGGACCGCAGAUACCGUGCGAUCGCAAGGGCUGUGCCUUUAAAACUAAACAUAUGUCGGCGCUUAAAAAACACAAUCGACUCAUACAUAAAAGCGAUUAA